AUGUUGUCAAUAGCCUUCUGGUACAGGAGCUCACAAAGAAGGAAUGGCGUAUUGAUAUUCGUCCAGUACAAGUUCAACUGGAUAGAGGCAGUGGAGACCACUCCAGCCAACUCCUCAUCAACCGAUCAGUACUAUUGGGGCAACAACGAUAAGAUGCCCCAUUCCAAACGCGUGUUCUUCAUAUCAUUCCUAUUCGCCGUGGUGGCAUGGUGCAUUGACUUCACGGCAAUCGUUACACAAGCACUCACUGUGCGUGGCGUGCUCACCGGUCACAAGCUACUGCUGCUGAUCACCAAGUUCUUGCCCAUCGCAGUGUUGGCACCUACGUUGGUGUCAUCUCUCGCCUUCAUUUGGCUGCCAGGUGCAAUCAAGAGCGAUUGUAAACAGUUUGAUGAAGUGGGUUCGCUGUGCCAUCCACAUGAACUUCGAGACAAACUGAUGGGCUCAAUGGACAAUGGAGACACAUCAUGGGGGCCUGUCGAGGGAUGGUUCCUCGUAAUCGUAUCGGCAGGUCUAUCAUUGGCGGCAUCUGGAAUAUCAUUGGUCUCGGGUAUAUAUUAA
Acytostelium subglobosum LB1 is the source of this 561-nucleotide messenger RNA. RefSeq lists its product as hypothetical. NCBI's taxonomy places the organism in Eukaryota, Evosea, Eumycetozoa, Acytosteliales, Acytosteliaceae. The transcript has a single exon. The record is from RefSeq and is a predicted model, not a curated record. Bases 1 to 561 code for a protein of 186 amino acids.